AUUUCAACCGGAGUGGGUGUGAGAAAAGAUGUGUGAUUGAGAGCCUCCUGUUUGGUGUCUUUUUACCAAUAUCCAUGAGAGAUGUUAAUGGUGACUUUGCACUGUAUUUCCCGUUAAAGGACACAACAUCCAAUUCACAGGCACGAUCAGUCACGCUCAUUGUGUGCAAAACACUCAGUUCAGUGUUCAAGAGCAGUCGCAAGAUUAUCUAUCGCGUGUGUGAAGUCACUAGUGUUAAGAAACCAUUGAAAAUGUUCAAUCUCUAUUCAACAAUGAAUCGCCGCAAUGACGACAAGGAGGAGAAAGAAAUUCAAACUACAGGACAUGAUCGAUUCUGUCAGGCACGGCCGUCGAGAUCGACGUAUCGGAAGAAGCGGAAGAGACACGUGAGAAGAGCCCAAUCAGCUGCAGAAUUUGACUCUCAGGCCGUUUUCACAGCGAAUAAGCGCCAUUUAUUCAGUCGUGGCCGAUCUGUGAGCACAGAACAGGAGAACUCAGAGUCUGAGCAAUCGGAAAAGUCACCAUUAGUCAGCACGAAGCUGGACUCACUAGCCAAAUUGCUGUUCAGUAAGAGUUUCAAGCAGGACAAUUCAUCCGGCAGCAAAGUGACUGAAUCACCGACAAGGCACAGUGUCCUGAGGUAUCAGUACACGGCGCUAGAGAGCGGGACCUGUGGCCAGGACAGAAGUCCGCGCGAGAGGGCGGCGAGGGAACAAGCGCUAGUAGCCAGUCAGACGUGGGUUCAGCAGUCCGGAGGACGCUACGAAGUCAUCGUACAUCUCGAUGACAUCGGAUCGAGGACCAAUAAACACUGGUUUCUGCUCAAAGAUGCCACUGUUCGAACUGAUCGCUUAAUGACCCUGCUUCCAAUACCUCCCGAUUGCAUUGCCUUGGAAGAACUGCCACCCUCCCAGUGUCUCAAGGGCGUCUUCAUGGAGUUGCUGGGAUCCCUGCAACAUCCCUACAUCUAUCCGGUCUUAGAUUUAGGUUUUUUAAAUUUCGAAUCUCGCAACUACGCCUGUCUCGUGAUGCCCUUCAACCCGCGCGGCAGCCUGAAGGAUCUCAUCUACAAGAGCCAAUGGAAUGAGGCUUGGUGUCGGAAGUAUACGAGGAAAUCCACUUGUUUGCCAAUAUCUCAAGUACAACGAUUGGGACGACAAAUUCUGGAGGCGUUGCUCUUCCUGCGAGAGCGAGGCUUCUCCUCCCACGGACACCUCCACAGUGGCAAUGUGAUCCUGCAGAACGGGGUGGCUCGUUUAUCCGGACUGGAGAAUGGAAUCCUCGGCCUCAAUUCCAAUAUCAAUGCGAUUGUGUGGUCGAAGGGCAGAAAUGAGCUGGAGAACAUUGAUGUGAUCUGCUUUGGACAUCUUCUCUUCGAGAUGUGUUGCGGCUACGAGUUGGCCAUGCCACAGCCCUCGCCAGGCCACAUCCAGCUGGAUCUGGAGCGUUAUCCCCAAGUCGCCGAUGUGCUUCAGAUGAUCUUCGACUCGCCGGAUGGACGGUAUCCCUCAGUGGAGGACCUCGUCAUGCACGACCUCUUCCGAAACAUUGACCUGCGCGAAAUGAGGGGCACUUGCGUGCCAUCCUUCAAGCAUGGACUCAGCAGCUCCACCAUGAGUAUCCUUCAGGCGGUGCAGCGGAGACAAGGCAGCUUCUUCUCGGGAUCAUAUAGCGAAGGAAGCUCUCCGUGCACGCCACCUUCAACACCGCGCCUGGGCAGGAAGAUGGAGGAUUCCGAUACGCCCAGCUACUCAAGCAACUCCGAUGACAUCAUAGAAGAGGUCACAAUCGCGUCCACUCAUUAUGAUCCCAUGCACUCUCCUAUUCACAUCUGCGAAAAUAGCCUGCCGAUAGAUGAUGAUGCCGAGGAAGGCUGCUCCUCUUCCCAGAUUCACCAGACACCCAAUCAACUCACAACGAGCAGCGCUAAGAACAGCCAGAGUCGUCGGAUGGAGUACUCAAUGCGCGGGAUGAAGCUAGACGUCAGCAAUCCUUCUCAGGACUCCGCCUUUGGCUCCAUGACGGACGGUGACAUCUCCAUUGCCUCCUCAAGUUUCCGCCUCAACAGCUUCCAAUCCGUCACGUCGCCCAUCGACGAAGGUGUGGAAGAUCUCACAGAGUCUCGGGAGUCCCGUGAGCCACCGCUAAAACCCAUACAGACACUAGAACCUCCUCUGUUGCUAGUCAAUGAUCAGUGCUCCAUCUACACAACGUCUCCACUCCGUCGUGGAGGAACUGUGGAGGUCUUCUCGCAGAAGUACAGAGUCUCUUCCUUCGAGGACAUGCCCAGAUCGUGUCAGGAAAUGAAGAUGGACAAGUACACUUUCCGGUCAUUUGAGGAGGAGCGAAGAAUUGAUCUGGCCUUCGCGCCAAUCACUAAAAGCGCCAGUACGACUUCAACAAGCAAAUGCAAAUUGGCUGGCAGCAAGAGUUCCCUGGUUCGUAAUGAGAAGUUCAAAAGACUCACGCACGCGGCUUUCUCUAGUCGCAUGGCCGGCAGCCGACACGUUUUGUGGAAAAAUAGCAUCCUGGCGCGCAAGGACACAGUAAAGUCCAACGAGUCAUUGCUGGACACUUCGCCUACGCGGUCGCUCGACGCCAAAUCUGAGUCUCUGGCGCCCUGGAACUCCUGGAAGUCCCGCUCUGAGCGAACCCUCUUCUCACUGGCCGACUUCAAGCAGCCCGCGCUGGAGACAAGCUCCUGCCAUACGGAGGACUUCACUUCUGACGAGGAGGAGCCCUCCACCAGAGUGGCCAGCAGCGGCGACAGCUCCAGCCGGAAGGCCGAGGAGGAGCCCGAGAAGAGUCUCGAUUCCAGCGAUGAGGUGGACGAAAGUGACUUCCUCUCCUCGCCGUCGCACGAGUACAUGUGCAAGCUGAUCGGGAGCGGUGGCGAGGAGACUCCUCUCCUCGAGGGCAUGGAGAUGUCCCCGAUUUCGCCCAAAGACUAGCUUCCCGACUUGAUGGGCAAAUGUGAUAAUGCGUGCUGUAUUUAUGAACUCACUUUUAGACCCCCGAGACACUUUCCAUGAAAGAUCCUAGCGAGAGGUUAGAAAACCUUGGUUUGACUUAGAAUUUUUUCUAUAUCAAGGAUUAAAAUUGCCCUGAAUACCACUUGCAAUUAUUUUUCCCCUUGGCAGCCUCUUAAAUAUUGAGUUCCAGCGAAAGCAAUUCCAGAUUAUUUUGCGCGUUUCAGGCAAUUGUACUGUAGAAAAGAAUAUGAUGAAACUAAUGUCGAUGUGAUAAAAAUAGAUCCAAAGACACAAUUGAUUGACAAAAAAAUAUUCCUUAAAGAGAUAACAAUAAUUAUUGAAAUAUCUUCAAUCCGCACUCUACAGUAAUAUUUAGCGAAAUAAUCUCAUAUACUAAAUAAAUGAAUAUUUACUGUUAGUCAAUGGAAAUUUUAAGAGAAAACAAUGCCAAAUUUCACUAAGAGAAAAUAUUGAAAAAUUGACGAGUAUUAAAGUAAAGGAAAACUUAUCAUCACACGAAUUUUACAGCAAAGAAAAUAUCACUGGAAACUCCUUCAGAGCUUAUUCUCCUCCUCUCGAGAAUCCAUCGUCUAUCAUCGUGUAUUUAAGGCCAAUUAGAGCGAAAAAAUAGGAUAUCUUUGUAAAUCCUUCUCGUAUUCGGAAAAAUCCUCAAUAAUUUUCGCCACUUUCGCCUCCCAAAGAUAAUUUCCCUCGCAGAUGAAAACAUUUUGAUGCCGUCCCAUUUUGUCAUUAAUUAAUGGAAAUUGCUUUGUAAUCUCACAUUAGCUCUUUAUAGUGAAGAAAUAUGUCUACUUAUUGCAUUAUUGUUCAUUCUAUUUGUAUUAUUCAUGAACAUUAUUUUUAUUAAAUGAAAGUCAAAUCUUCAGUGUAUGAGAAAUGGAAUAAAUAUUGAAUUGAUAAAAUA
This is a messenger RNA of Phlebotomus argentipes, 3897 nucleotides long. RefSeq names its product slowpoke-binding protein (gene Slob). The coding region runs from base 75 to 2951 and encodes 958 amino acids. Lineage: Eukaryota; Metazoa; Arthropoda; Insecta; Diptera; Psychodidae. The record is from RefSeq and is a predicted model, not a curated record. The transcript has 8 exons.